Entrophospora candida is the source of this 200-nucleotide messenger RNA. NCBI's taxonomy places the organism in Eukaryota, Fungi, Glomeromycota, Glomeromycetes, Entrophosporales, Entrophosporaceae. The record is from the annotation of a GenBank genome assembly.
CCUUUUACUCGUAAAAAUUGCUAUGAAAUCAAAUGACAAUGCUCAACAACAACAAAAUCAACAAAAUCAGCAACAAAAUCAGCAACAACAAAACCAGCAACAACAAAACCAGCAACCACAAUCAGUGGUUCACUACAAUUUCCACAGCCCUGCCCAAAAUAACAUAUUUAUCAACAGCUAUGUUCUUCCUGGUGGCGGUG